AUGGGCAGCAAGACUCUGCCAGCACCCGUGCCUCUCCACCCAUCCCUCCAGCUGGCCAACUACUCCCUCCUCCAGAGCUCCACCGGCCUCCAGCUGCCAGCAGACCAUUUUCACAGCAUCUACAGCUUCAGUGCCUUACACGCCAUCCAUCUCCAUCAGUGGACCCUCGGCUACCCGCCUUUGAAUCUGCCCCGCUGCACCAUUUCCAAGCUGCCAGCUCAGUUUUCCUCCAUGGCCUCAAUCCCCAUAUUCCCCCACCUCUUGCAACCCAAGCAGGGUGCCGCAGGGCUGCUGCAGAGCUCCAAGAACAAGCCCCGCUUUGACUUUGCCAACCUAGCGGCAGCAGCCACCCAGGACGACCAUCUGAAGGCAGAGGACCUGAGCAUGACGGGUGCCGCUGCAGCAGCACAGGCGUCACCUCACCACGUGACCUCAGUUGGCCUUGGAUGCCUCCUGGAUGUGACCAAGCUCUCCUCACCGGAACGCAAGUCCAGCCGAGGCCGACUGCCCUCCAAGACCAAGAAAGAAUUUGUCUGCAAGUUCUGCGGCCGCCAUUUUACCAAAUCCUACAAUCUUUUGAUCCACGAGAGGACGCACACGGACGAGAGACCAUAUACCUGUGAUAUCUGCCACAAGGCCUUCAGAAGACAGGACCACCUUCGGGACCACAGGUAUAUUCAUUCCAAAGAAAAGCCCUUCAAAUGUCAGGAGUGCGGGAAGGGCUUCUGUCAGUCCAGGACUCUGGCUGUCCACAAAACAUUACACAUGCAGGUCAAGGAACUGAAGCCAGCCAAGAUCAAGUGAUCGACUCUGCCAGCAGGGGAAGGACAGGGACACUGGAAAAACCAUGACCAAAGACGACAACAGGCAAAGAACAACCAAAGACCUUUUUUUAACUUUCAGCAGUAGAAAGAGAGCCCUCGGUUUCUGUGUUCGCACUCCUCAAGGAUGAAAUAUUUUACCAGACAAUUCUUAAAGACAUAAUACUGAAAUAAGCCUUUGUGGAUAAGUGUAUGCUUAGUUAUCAAAGCCUGACUUGGCAGAGAACCCAGUGGAUGUGUGGAAUGUGAAAUCGACCUUAAAAAAAACCUGUGGCUGCUCAGUGCAAAUAAUUUGCUCAGAAGCUUAUAAUCCAAAGACUUUAUAAAAAAGGGACAUAACUCUCAUGUAAUAAUUUUUUACAAAAACUGAGAAUGAUCAAAGCCAUGUUUGU
Molecule: messenger RNA, 1213 nt
Organism: Limanda limanda (common dab)
Lineage: Eukaryota; Metazoa; Chordata; Actinopteri; Pleuronectiformes; Pleuronectidae
Gene: osr1
Product: odd-skipped related transcription factor 1
Exons: 2
Coding region: 1-804 (267 amino acids)
Biological process (GO): embryo development; urogenital system development; regulation of transcription by RNA polymerase II
Cellular component (GO): nucleus
Molecular function (GO): RNA polymerase II transcription regulatory region sequence-specific DNA binding; DNA-binding transcription factor activity, RNA polymerase II-specific
Source: RefSeq, a predicted model, not a curated record